ACAAUUACUACCACUUUGCUUCUCCUUCGUUCUUGCCGUUCCUUCCUUAACCCAGAGGCUAGUACCAUUAAAAAGGUGUCCCUGGGUUAUCACCUCCUCACUACUCCAGCUGACACUCUCUGCUUCCUCCACUCAUUGACUGAUCGCAUCCCCGAACUCUAAUUAUCCCAUUUUCAGUCAUCAUCCAAUCUUCCCCGCGCAUUAUCGGAAAGCCCAGUAACAUGUCGUCCGGCGGCGCUCUUCCUCAGACUCUAGGUUCAAUCACCGCCACGAAGAUCAAGGAACUAUCAAAGCAGCGAGCCCUAUUUGAGAAGCGGAGAGUCGAAAUUGUCAGAGCGGCCGAGGAUGCCCCGAGUCUGCGCUCCAAGGCCCAGAUCCUCCUGGAAGGCGUAACCAAGCUCAAAGGGUUCCCCAAUGAUGCACUCGAUCAGGAGGACCUAGAUACCGACAGUUCGUCGGAUGAGAAUACCGCGGUUGCCGAUCGUACCGAGCGCGCGACUCACGCCAAUACUCGUCGUUUUCUUCUGCAGAGCAAGUAUGAUCCGUCGGUUUCAGAUCGCAGUUUGAAGGACUGGAUUACCCAGCUCGAGGAGGAGCUUCGAUUCCUAGAGCUAAGGCACAGACAUGCCGACUUCUAUAGCAACCUGGUCACGGAAUGGCUGGGUGACUUUGAAGGGGGAGUUGCUUCUCCCACAUCGGACGAAGAUGGUCAGGAAGGCAUCAGCUUCGAAAAGGUUGGUCGCGCAGAAAUGCAAGAGCAGCGGGCCACAUGGGAAUCCCUGGUCUUCACCGAGGAAGAUGUCGAUGCAAGCGCCAUCCGAGCCUACCUUGACAAUCUGUUCAAAGCGACAGCCCCCUCCCAGCAAGCGUUGAAAGAACUGCGAGAAGAAAUCAAGACCUUUGGGACUGCUUUUGCAUCGAAAAAGACUUGGUUCGAAGUGAGCGAUCUGGACUGGGUGUCGGACUCGUUGCUCAAGUCGGACUUGCUCACAAAAGAGAAGACGGCCGUAUUGAAGGAGUUCAUGCGCAAUCCCGCCGUCGCCCAGGAGGUGGCAGACGUUCUUAAUAUGCGUCUGGCGUCUCUGGACCACUGGAACUGGCCUACUGGGGGCAUCCCAGUGGAGAUGCGUCGUCAGCUGAAUGGUAAAUAUCGGGUAUUCAUGGACGAGGAUCUGCUGGACAGUCUCAUGUUCGAGUAUCUGGGGGUAAAAUGGUCCGUGACCCUUCAGUCUGCUUUCAAAUCAUUUCUCCACACGCCAGCAUGGAAGUUCUUGCGUGAACAAAUAUCCCGGCCUGAAAUGUCUCGUCGCUCUCGUUUUACUGGAGAACGCACCCAGCGCCAUGGAAUAUCAAGCGUCAAUGACCACCGAAAGGAUACGUACAUACGAGACUACUUCAUGACCCUCCUGCCUUCCUCCGUGGAUGAGGGCAUGCGCUCCUAUGAUGACGACGGUCAGAAGCCCGAUACCACCGAGAAAAACCCGUUGGCCACGAAGCACUCGCUCCUACAUCUCUUGAUCACCGAAUCUUUGAUCUACACUUCGUUGCAUGGCCAGUUCACCGCCAUCCGAUCGGACUUCAAGUGGUUCGGGCCUUCUCUCGCGCAUACCACAAUCCUGACGGUGUUGGAAUACUUUGGGGUUCCGCAAACCUGGCUAAGCUUUUUCCAUACUUUCCUGAAAACCCCCAUUACAUUUGUGCAAGACGGGUCGGGGGCGCCCAAACAGGUUCGAAAACGGGGCGUCCCCAUGAGUCAUGCCCUCUCAAGUUGCUUUGGGGAGGCCGUUCUAUUCUGCAUGGAUUUCGCGGUCAACCAAAACACCGAUGGGGCCUAUCUCUAUCGGCUGCACGACGACUUUUGGUUUUGGGGGCAUGAAGAAAUCUGCGUCAAAGCCUGGGCGACAAUGACGGAGUUUACGAAAACCAUGGGCCUCGAAUUCAACGAGGAAAAGACGGGAACGGUGCGAUUGGCGGGCAAAGAUGGGAAAUGCUGCCAGAGUGAACUGUCGGACCCCGAUCCCCUGCCCAAAGGCGAUAUUCGCUGGGGAUUUCUGAAGCUUGAUCCUUUGGAGGGUCGGUUCGUCAUCGACCAAGAGCAGGUCGACAGCCAUAUUUCAGAGCUGCGGCGCCAGCUCGCAUCCUGCAAGAGCGUCUUUUCGUGGACGCAGGCAUGGAACAGUUACUUCGGGCGGUUUUUUGCCAAUAACUUUGCCAAGCCAGCCAUGUGUUUCGGACGAAGCCAUAUCGACAUGGCCAUCUCGACGCUCAGCCGCAUUGAACGCACAUUAUUCCCCGACAGCUCUAGCGGCGUGACCGAUCACCUGCGCCACGUAAUUGCGGAUCGAUUUGGGGUCAACGACCUCCCGGAAGGAUUUUUCUACUUCCCGGUAGAAUUUGGCGGGCUGGAGCUUCUGAACCCGUAUAUCCCUUUUCUCGCCAUGCGAGAGGGUAUCAAAGCGACGCCGCAGGGUCGACUGCAGAAGGCCUUUUUGCAAUACGAGGUGCAAUACCACGCUGCUAAGCAGCGAUUCGAGGCAGGCGGCUCUGCCGAGCCUACUGGUACAAUCAGUACUGGCGUCGAUGACGACUCGGCUGACCUGUCUCUGGAAGAAUAUACCAGGUACUCGGAGACCUACAGUCGUCCCCUUUUGGCUGCGUACCAGGAUCUGAUCCGUGUUCCUGAGGAGAUCAGCGUCAAUCUGACUCCGGAACUGCACCGACACCAAAUGUCCCUGGAUGAGACCGUCGCCAAAGAUGCCCAGAAUCGCCGAGUGAUCUCGGACCAGUGGUAUAACAUGUCGGCGUAUUGGCAGUGGACGGCGGAGCUGUACCAGAAGGAAAUGGUGAGGACCUACGGCAAUUUGGCGGCUGUGAGUCGGGAGUCUAUGCCUCUGGGGGUCAUCAAGACGCUGAAAGAAGGCCGGUUCAGAUGGCAGAGUUGAUUGAAAGGUAAUGUUCUGCCUGUGUAUUUUAAAUAUGAAUAUCCUUUCGGUACUGGGCGGC
Aspergillus ibericus CBS 121593 is the source of this 3003-nucleotide messenger RNA. RefSeq lists its product as uncharacterized. Bases 222 to 2942 code for a protein of 906 amino acids. The transcript has a single exon. The record is from RefSeq and is a predicted model, not a curated record. Lineage: Eukaryota; Fungi; Ascomycota; Eurotiomycetes; Eurotiales; Aspergillaceae.